Molecule: messenger RNA, 3278 nt
Organism: Mercenaria mercenaria
Lineage: Eukaryota; Metazoa; Mollusca; Bivalvia; Venerida; Veneridae
Product: cryptochrome-1-like
Exons: 11
Coding region: 27-1682 (551 amino acids)
Biological process (GO): circadian regulation of gene expression; entrainment of circadian clock by photoperiod
Cellular component (GO): cytoplasm; nucleus
Molecular function (GO): FAD binding; DNA binding
Source: RefSeq, a predicted model, not a curated record
CCUACCUAUCUAUUAUUAAGCCCCUUAUGCAAGUUACUUCCCUUUUGAAUGGUUUAGCCAUUUGUAGUUUGUUGCGUAACCGAAAAAUUUGGACAGGCUUUCAAGAACAGAUAUCAUCACUUAUUGAAAUGACUCACAGGUCAAUCCACUGGUUCAGAAAGGGUCUAAGAUUGCACGAUAAUCCAGCCCUUUUAGAGGCAUGUAAGAAUGCCUCCCAUGUAUGGCCUGUAUUUGUGAUGGACCCAUGGUUCGCUGAGACAGCCAGGGUGGGUGUCAACAGAUGGCGGUUCCUUUUGCAGACCUUGCAAAACCUUGAUGACAAUUUGAAGAAGAUAAAUUCAAGAUUAUUUGUGGUGAGAGGCAACCCAUCUGAUAUUUUUCCAAAGUUAUUCAAAGAGUGGGGAAUAACUAAAUUAACUUAUGAGGUUGACACAGAGCCAUACGCUAUUGAACGAGACAGUGUUAUUGAUGGUCUAGCAAAGGAUUCUGGGAUAGAAGUGAUGCGAUGUGUGUCACACACUCUGUAUGAUACUGAGAGGACCAUAUCUAAGAAUGGAGGCAGUCCACCACUCACCUACCAAAGGUUUCAGACCCUUAUGUCACAGAUGGGAGACCCAGUCAAGCCAGUCACUGUACCUGAUGAUCUCAUAAAAGGAUGCAAAACUCCUGUUGAUAAAGAUUAUGAGAAGAAGUAUGGGGUACCGACGCUGGAAGAACUGGGUAAAUCAGCAAAGGAUUGUGGGCCAUGUUUGUUCCCAGGUGGCGAAACUGAAGCUCUGGAACGACUGGACUCCUUGCUGAAGAAAACUAACUGGGUUUGCAACUUUGAGAAGCCAAAAACUGAACCAAACACCCUUAAACCUAGUACUACAGUACUGAGUCCCUACCUGAAGUUUGGAUGUCUGUCAGCAAGAAUGUUUUACCAUCGGGUCAAUGAAGUGUACAAAGGAAAGAAGCACAGUCAGCCACCAACGUCUCUGCUGGGACAGGUGAUGUGGAGGGAAUUCUACUAUACUGUUGCUGUGGGAACGCCAAACUUUGACAAGAUGGUCGGCAAUUCUGUGUGCACUCAGGUAGACUGGGAUACUAAUCCAGAGUUCCUUGAGGCUUGGAAAAUGGGUCGGACUGGUUAUCCGUUUAUUGAUGCAGUGAUGACACAGUUACGAGAGGAAGGGUGGAUUCACCAUCUGGGUCGCCACGCUGUUGCCUGUUUCCUUACUCGAGGUGACCUCUGGAUUAGCUGGGAGGAGGGCAUGAAUGUCUUUGAGGAGUACUUGCUGGAUGCUGAUUGGAGUCUCAAUGCCGGUAAUUGGAUGUGGCUAUCAGCUAGUGCAUUCUUCCACCAGUACUUCAGAGUUUACAGUCCUGUAGCAUUUGGCAAGAAAACAGACAAGAAUGGAGACUAUAUCAGGAAGUAUAUCCCAAAGCUGGCAAAAUUUCCCGAGAAGUAUAUCUAUGAGCCCUGGAAUGCUCCAAAGGCUGUACAGGAGAAGUGCGGAUGUGUCAUAGGGAAAGACUAUCCUAAACCAAUCGUAGACCAUGACGUAGCUAGGAAGACAAACAUAUCCAGGAUGGCAGCAGCAUAUGCUAGGAGAAAAGCAGGGAAGGAAUCCAAUGGUGCUGCUUCCACCCCAGCCACAAAGAAGAGGAAGGCUGAAAGUGAUGCAUCUGGCAAAGCUUAGAAAAAAUCCAAAAAUAAGGAGAUCACAGACUUUCUCAAGAAAUGAAAAGAGGGUGUUACAGAUAAGUGACUUAGAGUUGAAAAAUGCUUAUGACAUUUUUACUGCACAGGAAGUGCUGGUCAACUAGAAUUCAGGAUGCUGACAUUUUGUUCUGUGUAAAACAACAGUGUUACGCAAUUUCAUCACAGAAUGAUGCUAUACUAUUAUUGGAUAUCUUGUUUAAAGACGUGACACAGGUGCUCACUGUUAUAGGCUAAUGAGUUCCUGGUUCUAAUCCCCUCAGAGAUCUUCACCAAUAAGUGUUCACUGUCAAAACGUUUAUGAGAACGAUUGCAAAAGCUGCUAAUUUUUCUGGUAUGUUACUGGUAAAAAGUGACUACAUUGUUGUGACAAUUUGUGUGUAGUGAAAUUGUCAAGGGCAGAUCCAAUUCACCCCCCUAAAAUCGCCAGAGCACAGGUAAUUUGUCUUUUGUUCUGGGUGAAAAAAAGGCAAAAUAUGCAUUUUUCUCACUCACUACACUCGCAUAGGUAUUUAUCUUUUGUUCAGGGUGAAAAAUAGUGCAAAAUAUGCAUAUUUUUCUCGCUCGCUAUGCUCGCAUAGGUAUUUAUCUUUUGUUCUGGGUGAAAAAAGUGCAAAAUAUGCAUUUUUUCUCGCUCACUACGCUUGCAUAGGUAUUUGUCAUUUUUUCUGGUUGAAAAAUAUAAAAUAUGUAUUUAUUCUUGCUCGCUACGAUCGCAUACUUAUUAGGUAAUUUAUCUUUUAUUCUAGGUAAAAAAGAUAUAAAAUGUGCAUUUUGCCUUGCUCGCUACGCUCGCGCAAUAAAAAUACAACAAAGUUUGCAUGAGCUCUAUAACGCUCUUUACCAUUUGUACAAUCUGCUAAUAGCCCUUGGUAACCCCUCCCGAUAAAAAAUCCUCAGAAAUCCAGUCGGGCUAAGAAAUCCAUUCUGAGAUACUUAUGCAAGAAUAAGUCUGAUAUGUCAUAAAACUUGGAAUUUAAUUAGCAUGUUGUUUGGGUUGACUUUGUCACAAAACCUGUCCUUUUAAAAUACCAAGUAAAGUUCCUAAGAAUGCACCUGACGGAUCCAUUAUUUUCAAAAUCUUACGGAGGGGGGGGGGGGGGGGGCAUGCCUCCUGGACCCACUUAAUUGCGCCCCCCUUAACACAAAAUCCUGGAUCCGCCCUUGAUUGUAGUGACAAUGUUUGUAGAGAAAUGAAUAGGUAGUGACAUUAUAUGUUUAGUUUACAUACAGUUAUAUUGUAAUACAGUCUCUUUUGUGGAGAUGUUCUAUGUUUUGAGAGAAAAAAGGGAUUUAACAAAUGCUUUAUUAAAGUAAUUGAUAUGCAGAAAUUUCUUUAAAAUAUCUGAAAAUAAUGUAUUCCUAGUUUUGCAUAUUUCUUAAGUUUCAAGUGCAAAAAAAAAACAGUUUUAUGGCCUAAAUUAUGUCAGAAAAUGUUCCAUUUUGUAUUGCUGUAUAAGCAUCAUGGCAGACAUCUAUUUAUGAAUGAUGUGUCAUUCAUUGAUAAAUGUAGGAAAAAUUCAAAAUAUGGUGAAAUAUACAAAUGAACGUCUAAAUAAAGUACUAUUUAUCUCAG